Molecule: messenger RNA, 1002 nt
Organism: Cercospora beticola
Lineage: Eukaryota; Fungi; Ascomycota; Dothideomycetes; Mycosphaerellales; Mycosphaerellaceae
Product: esterase/lipase family protein
Source: RefSeq, a predicted model, not a curated record
AUGUUGCUGCGCAGCAGUUUCUUCGUUCUUCUCUUCUCCGCAGUCACCUUCGCUUCUCCAGUCGCCAAGCGCGCAGCUCCGAGUUUCGUUUUUCCUGGCGAUGCGCCUUUCUCAGUACCGGUUCAGACUCUUGCGAACGCGUUGACUUGUCCGAAUGGCAAUCCGACGAAAGACUCGCCGCCUGUGCUGCUCGUACACGGCACAGCGAGUACGGGAGAAGAGACUUGGGGCAGAGGAUAUGUUCCAGCUCUGAAAGCCAAGAAAUAUACGGCGUGCUAUGUCACACUGCCAAACCGAAGCAUGGGCGACAUGCAGAUCAGCGCUGAAUACGUGGCAUACAAUUUACACUAUCUAUCAUCUCUGUCCGGAGGACUGAAGCCAGCUGUGAUUGCUCACAGCCAAGGCAGUCCAAACACACAAUGGGCACUGGCAUACUGGCCUAGUACACGAAACAUCGCCCGAGCUCUCAUUGCACUUUCUCCCGACUUUUCUGGAAUCGAGCUUCUCAACAACGACUCACUCUUCGACCACAUCUGCGAAAGCGGACUAUGUCAAGCCUCUCUCUGGCAACAAGGCGAAGGCAGCAACUACUACAAAGCCCUUCAUGCAAAGGACUUCCGAGCUCUGGUUCCAACUUCAACAAUCUGGUCGCAAUUUGAUUCCGUUGUGGCGCCUUUUAAGAAGAAUGCUCAACUUCCAGGCGCUACUGUGGUAUCAGUCCAAGACCGCUGCCCACUGAGGCCUGUCCUGCACUUCACGAUGACAAUCGAUGCAGCAGCUUUCGCGCUGGCGUUGGACGCGCUUAACAAUGGCGGCAAUGUCAAGGUGUCGAGAGCGAGCUGGACGACAUGUUUUCAAACGACUGCUAAGGGCAUGAAUGAUAAUAUUGGGAGCACGCUACAGGAUUAUACUAACAGCUUGAUUGAUGGACUUUUACUUGCCACACCUCAGCUCAGAGCCGAGCCAGCAUUACUUCCAUACGCGCAAGCCGCAUUGUCAUAG